UAGAAUAAUUUGGGGUUUUUUUGCAGGCUUGGCAGUCGUUUGGUUUGCCCAUGUCAACAGCGUCUGAUGAGGCCUGCAAAAUGUUUGAUGCGACUUUAUGCCAGUAUGUAGGAUGGUGUGAAGAUGAUUCUGUUGGUGGUUUUGAAGGAUCCCUUGAGAAAAUGAUUGCUGCCGAUGAAAAUUUUGUGAUGGGUCAUGUGAUCAAGAAUGGUCUCGACGUUUUGGGAACUGGCACCAGCAGCAGAUUUGACAAAGGAUUAUUCGACAGAAUGGAACACUUGAAGAAUAUGGCCAACAAACCGACCGUCACGCCUUGGGAGAAGCAACACAUUAAUGCCAUUUACCUCUGGUCCAAAGGGAAUAUAGCUGAAGCUUGUUCUGUUUGGGAGUCAAUUCUGGGAGAGAAACCCAAAGACAUCUUAGCUCUGAAAUUCGCCCAUGACUCUUACUUCUUUUUGGGCCUCCGACCCCAAAUGCGGGACUCUGUAGCACGAGUUUUGCCAUAUUGGGAUUCCAGUAUUCCAUUGUAUGGAUAUCUCCAUGGUAUGCUUGCAUUUGGCCAGGAAGAGACCAAUCUUUUUGACCAAGCUGAAAAAUCAGCCUUAAAGGCCCUGGGGAUCAACAAAAAAGACGCCUGGGCCACUCAUGCCAUGGCCCACGUCAACGAGAUGCUGGGAAGACAAAACCAAGGUUCCACCUUCCUGGAGACGACAGAAAAGGACUGGUCGGUCUGUGGAAUGUUGGCAUGUCACAACUACUGGCACUGGGCCCUCUAUCAUAUUGAAAAGGGACAGUACGAAGCUGCCCUUGAUAUAUACGACAGAGAAGUUGCUGUCCGUGCCAAGAAUUCUGGAGCUAUGUUGGAUUUUGUCGACAAAGCAUCACUCUUGUAUCGUCUUCAAUUGGAAGGAAUAAAUGUCUCUGAACGUUGGUCGAGUUGUUUUGAAGAAUUCAAAGACCAUGCCACGGACCACAUCCUCAGUUUCAAUGAUGCCCAUUCAAUGAUGAGUUGCCUUGGCGCUGGCCAGGAAGAGUUUAGUGAUAAACUACUGGAAUCACUUCAGGACUUCAUCGAAUAUGGUGUAGGUGAUAAUCGGAGUAUCAGUGAACACGUUGGCUAUAAAUUGUGCAAAGCUUUGAAGGAUUACCAAGAAGAAGAAUUUGCUGCUGUUGUCGAUAAUCUCAUGCCUGUCAGAUAUGACAUCUAUACCAUCGGUGGAAGUAAUGCACAGCGUGACGUAUUCAAUUUAAUGUUGAUCUCUGCUGCCAUGAAGUCACCAUCAAACGAACACAAGAACUUAGCAAGGAGUUUGAUCAACGAGAGGAAAUCACUAAAAGAGAACGCACCAAUGACUGAUCGCUUAAUGGCUAAAUGGUUGUCACUUCAUGGCGAAUAAUAAUCAACUUGGUCGUUUACAUGCUUCUAAAGGUACGGAAGUAGUCUAUUGGUAACUAUUAAAAUCAUUAGCAGUGCGUCUCCUUCUAAAGGGAAAUAACUCUGAUCUUAUUAAAUUUAUCUCCCUUGAACGAUGUUGAAAAUUAUACUUCAUUUGAUAAUUAUUAUUAAAAAUUAAGUUUGACAGUAUUAUUAUAAUCGUUUGUGUCUAGUAAAUAAAUCGUUGAAAGACCAAUUUA
Molecule: messenger RNA, 1635 nt
Organism: Octopus bimaculoides (California two-spot octopus)
Lineage: Eukaryota; Metazoa; Mollusca; Cephalopoda; Octopoda; Octopodidae
Product: tetratricopeptide repeat protein 38
Molecular function (GO): protein binding
Source: RefSeq, a predicted model, not a curated record